Messenger RNA from Colletes gigas, 2609 nucleotides. It is a transcript of the gene emc, whose product is annotated as DNA-binding protein inhibitor ID-2. The transcript has a single exon. Gene Ontology annotation, biological process: cell differentiation; negative regulation of transcription by RNA polymerase II; circadian regulation of gene expression. The record is from RefSeq and is a predicted model, not a curated record. Gene Ontology annotation, cellular component: cytoplasm; nucleus. Bases 494 to 868 code for a protein of 124 amino acids. Gene Ontology annotation, molecular function: protein dimerization activity; transcription regulator activity. NCBI's taxonomy places the organism in Eukaryota, Metazoa, Arthropoda, Insecta, Hymenoptera, Colletidae.
GCGAGACGCAUACGCUACGGGGACCGUGUUGCAUCCUCCUCCGGCACACUCGCGCCCGAAAACCCACUUUGCACUUCUCUGCGCAAAUCAACGAUUAAAUUCGACGAUGUUUCCCGCGUGUGAAACGAGGUCGCGUUAAUCUAACCACCGUAAACUGUGUGUGUGUGUGACACGUUUAUGCCUGAGCAUUCUACGUAACAGAACAACAAAAAACACUGUGGACAGAGCAGCGGCCGAAAUAGAAAACGGUGGACGUCCGAUCGGACGAAGCUCUCUGUCCGUCUCUCGUGCGCUCGCUUUAGUGGGUUUGGUUCGAUCGAUAAAUACACGGGGUGCGUGUACGUGCACCGCCGUCCAGCAGUCAGAUAACCGGGCGAGGUGUGCGUGAUCGAAUUAAAAAGUCGACCCACAUUUCUUCGCUGUUCUUUUUCUUCUCAUCCGGCGGUUGACCGUCGAUUCGGUUCGUCCGCGAAAGAAUUUGUACGCGCACGACAUGAAGGCGAUGGUGGUGAGCCCCGUGGGCGGCAGAGUGCCGCCGAGCCGCGGUGUCCUGCACAGUAGUCUGGGCAUAAACGGUACUCGUCGCGAUCUCGAGGCAGAGGAAGUGGCCGCUUACCUGACCAAACUGAGGUCCUUGGUCCCCGACAUGCCGAGGAAACGGAAACUGUCCAAGCUCGAGGUGAUCCAGAGGGUGAUCGAGUACAUCUGCGAUCUCCAAACCACCCUCGAGGAGACGAACGUCCACCACGAGUCCAGCAUCGCGAAGACGACGCCGCGACAGCCCCUCCAGCCGCUGUUGAACGCGACGACGACCGUGUCGACGACAUCGCCGACGACCACGACGACCGGACUGGUCACGGAACGGUGACCUGCGUCGGCGGACGAGCUCCAGUAAGGUCCAGGUCGCUCGAGCUUAUCCUCGUGGGCUGACGAGCUGACCUACGGUUUCAACGUCGCUCGGGACCGUUCGAGUCUUCUUCAGGGGAGUCGAUCGAGGGAACCUAUUCUUCUCAGCGUUCCAGAGACGGGUUGCAUUCGGCAUCUCUUCAGGAUCCAAGACCCCGGGACGGUAGACAAGCUUCUUGUCGGAUGCAUUGUGAGACAAGGGAACGGAAAGGGAAUAGAUUCUCAGGUGUUCAGACCCAGUGAGUAGCCGGGGAUGUGUCCGACACCGAGGCACCUGAAAAGAAAACGGAAUGAAGAAAAGGGGAAAGACGAAGAAGAAUUGUAAAGCAGGCCUUUCGCGGCCAAACGAGCUUCUUUCUUCGAAGAAAGAUGUAAAUACUUGUACAUAAACUCGCCGCAUUCCUCGCACAACCUCUCUCAUCGUAAUCGACUCACUUCUACGCCCGUCGUUCCUUUUGAUCCCCCCACCCCCUAUCGAUCACCCUUAAUCCUUGUAAUCCUCUGCGAUAUCCGCGUCUCUGGCCUCCUCCUACCCCUCCCCCCUUCCGUUACAUUUCUUCUUUCGCGUUGAUUUCUCCUCGGUACCGCUGUGUUCUGUGCUGGAGUACAUAAUGCGAGAAGUUGGCUCGAUCUCUCUUCCUCGCGUUCUGUUCGUUCACUUCGAAGUAUCGGUCGCUCACGACCGGUUGGGGGUGAAUCGGUGCAAUUCGCGGGAACAUUUUCACCAGUUUUCUCUGCUGCUCGACGCAUAACCUGGAAUCAAAUUAGUGGCGUUAGAGUAGCUAGCGCACACCCCGCCCAACCGGUCUUGAAUGGAUCUUCUCUUCUUUUCUUUCCUAGUUUUCGCGUGAAAGAGAAAUGUUUAUCGUGUCGCGUUGACCAGAGCCUGUAUUAUUUGAACUCCUGUUGUAGAUAAUAAAACGAAUUAUUUGUAUUAUGAUUAUUCAUUACAUUAAUCGCAAUGUCGAUACUAUAUUAUUAUUAUUAUUAUUAUUAUUAUUAUUAAUAUUAUUAUUAUUAUCACAUGAUUAUUAUCAUUGUUAUUGCUUUUCAUAUUAUAAUUUAGAGAUCUCUCUCCGUAACUAUUGUAUAUUCGCGAAGACUGAAAGGCUGUAAAGUGUAAGUAUAUUGUCGCGCGGGCGUGCCACACUCACGCACGCGAAAUAAAUGCAAACUGUGUCCAUACAAUUACCAAUGCGUUCAUAAUUCUUUGUUCGAAAAUCGAAACCAAAUCCAGACUCCCUAAAAAUUCGUUACUGAACACUAUACAAACGAAUGAUAUCACGAAAUUCCUUUACACUGGCUGGCAAAUUUUGACUUUCGUAAAAGGCAUACUGCGACUGCAUUCUCAUUUUUUAAAUGCGACUUAUCUGCAAUGAAAAUAAUGCGAAACAAAUUCUUAAACGUUUUCAUGAAUCGAUCAUUUAUCGAUUAAUACACACAAAAGUAGGGAUUAACAUUAACGGUAUACCAGGAAGAGAACAUUGUCAUUUACCAUCUGGGCCCAAGUAUCAUUUUUAUCUUUUUUUAUGUUUUUAAAUAGAUUUGCGGAUAAUUUGAGGAGACAGUAAUAAAAAGAGGGUGGAAACAGAAUUAUUAAAAAUUUUAACUUGCUCGAAAAAGAAAAGUAAAAUUGGGUCCAACGGACCCCGAUGGUAUACAAAGAAUUAAAGAUUCCUGACUUAUCUGAUUGCAUCCGACAU